AUGGCGCCCGCAUCUGCGCCCUAUAAGCCCGGACAAAGCUCCUCCGAGGCCAUGACCUCCGCAGGUGUUCUUACAUCUCCUGAAUGGAUGAUUCUCUUUGCAUUUCGGCCGCUCGGCCCACUUCCGAUGAUCCACUACAUCAUCACUGUUUGGAGGGGAGGCCGCAAGGCGGGACAGCCAGUAGCGGCAUUUUGUUCGGGGAUGCGUGGAUCUGGUGAUGCUGGAGCUUGGGAACAGGAAACAUCAUAUCCGCAAUGGCGUUUCAAAUAG
Molecule: messenger RNA, 270 nt
Organism: Triticum turgidum subsp. durum (durum wheat)
Lineage: Eukaryota; Viridiplantae; Streptophyta; Magnoliopsida; Poales; Poaceae
Source: the annotation of a GenBank genome assembly